AUGGGUGGAAAGAAGCUGAAGGCCAUGAUUCACGUUAGGGACAGCGUCGUGGAUUUCCUAACCCGAGCAGAGAAGUUCCUGAAAACCACGCAGGCAGUGGAUGAGAACCAAAUACGGUUUCGGCUAGAGAAGUUGGAGGCCAAAUGGGAGGAAUUUGAGGGAAUUCAAGCAGACAUCGAAUCAGCGGAGGACUAUGAGGACAACCUCGAGAUGCAUCAUCAAGUCAGGGCGAGUUUCGAGGAAAAAUAUUUCGAGGUAAGGGCAGGGUUGGUUGGCAAGUUACCGCAACAGACGCAAACUCAAUCGUCACAAGGGUUUUCUUUCGUUCCUCAUUUGCAAUCGACUAACGUUAAUGCUUACGUACGACUUCCUCAAAUAAACCUUCCUGAAUUUGAUGGAAGUUUUGAAAAAUGGCUACCUUUCCACGACACAUUCAAGGCCCUGAUUGAUUCCGCCCCGGAGUUGAGUGGUAUCCAAAAAUUCCACUACUUGAGGGCUUCUCUGAGGGGUGAAGCAUUGAAGUUGAUCGAUUCUUAUCCGAUGAGCGAGGCAAAUUACGUAGUUGUAUGGAAUGGUUUGGUUGCACAGUUCUCCAAUGGCCAUUUGCUGAAAAAACGGCAUUUGUCAUGUUUGAUUUCCCGAAAAUUCGGAAAGAGCCUGCUAUAUGUAUUCAAGAUGUCGUCGACUGCUUUGAACGUAACUCCAAAAUCUUGGACCAGACCAGAGCAAACCACCGGCUGGGGUGCGAUGCUAACGCAUCUGAUGGUAUCGAAGUUGGAUGACUCUAAACAGAAGCGCUGGGAAGAACAUGUGUCGUACGAGAUCGAGCCAUCUUUCGUCGUCCUGGUGGAGUUUCUAAAAAGGCAAACAAGGGUUCUUGACGCUGUGCUAGUCGACCAAAAGGUACCUCUUACUCAAGCUCAAAAUCCCUCAAUCGGACUGAAGUCACGUCCUUCGAAGAUCUCGGUCAACUCGGCGACCGAGCGGAAGCCUUCAAACUGCGUUUCAUGCGGAGAGCAGCAUUUUAUCUCGCAAUGUUCCUCCUUCACUCAACUUCCGGUUGACCAACGGCUGCAUCUGACCAAUUCUAAAAGGUUGUGCAGCAACUGCUUGGGUCGAAAUCAUCUAGCGCGUGAUUGUCCCUCCAAAUACAGGUGCAGAACUUGCUCCAAGAAGCAUCAUACCUUACUACAUCCGGGGUUCCCUGGUUCAGGUUCUACUUCCAGUCCUGUUUCGGAAGCUUCAAGGAUUCAGGGACAGACUUCAACUGCUUUGGAAGGUACGAGUUCCGGAGGGUCGAUUACUAGUUCUGUGGCAUCCGUUUCAACAAACGCAGCAGUUGGGCAUCCGGGAAACCACGUCUUCUUGCUGACGGUGUUGCUCAAGAUCAAGGAUAACUGGGGUAGGACUCAUCUUGCGCGUGGCUUGCUGGAUUCUGGAUCACAAGCAAACUUAAUGUCGGAGAGACUCUGUCAGCUACUAAAGCUUCCACGGCGCGCUAAACGGGUGGAAAUUCAUGGUAUUGGUCAAGCGCGAAGGACAACGACACACGAGGUAUCAUCUUUCGUUUCGUCACGUAUUCGGAACUUUUCAACGUCAAUGGACUUUCUGGUACUGGGGCAGGUCACAGCUGAUCAGCCAUCCUCUUCUCUUCCACUGGCAAAUUGGGCACCGCCAUCCGGCAUGCAAUUGGCAGAUCCCGAAUUCAACGUGUCAGGACCGAUAGAUCUGGUACUUGGGUCGCAAUACUUCUACGAUUUCCAUAUACUCGAUGGUGGCCGGAUUCAAAUUCGCAAGCUCGACAGUGCUCUUCCAGCUUUCGUCAAUACCGUCUUUGGUUGGGUAGCUGCUGGAGAAUCCGAAUGGCCUGAAAACAAAUGGGUGGUUAAUUGUCAUCUAGCAACUACAGAAACUCUCGACUCGACAAUGCAGAAAUUUUGGGCGAUCGAAGAGAUGAUGGAAAAACCAAUACGAUCCCAAGAGGAAGAAGACUGCGAGCAACACUUCCAAGCAACAAUCGAUCGUGACUCUACCGGUCGAUACAUAGCACAGUAUCCGAAGAAGAUUGGUUUCCACGAGAAGAUCGGCGAUUCUAGGAACACGGCUUUGCGACGAUUCGAUCAACUGGAGAGGAGGUUAGGAAAGGAUCCAAAUUUGCAUCAACAGUAUAGCGAUUUUCUUCAAGAGUACCUCGAUAUGGGCCACAUGAAACUUAUCGGGACAUUGCAAGAUAUAAAGGAUGAAGGACGAACCGUUUGUUACCUCCCCCACCAUCCCGUCUUUAAAGAGACCAGUUCAACAACAAAGGUCAGGGUGGUAUUCGAUGGUUCCGCUAAGACAAGUACUGGUUCAUCGCUCAAUGAUUCGCUCCUCACAGGUCCGGUCAUCCAAGACGAUUUGUUGGACCUCAUGAUCCGAUUUCGCAAGCACACCGUAGCAUUGGUGGCGGAUGUGGCUAAAAUGUAUCGCCAAGUGCGUAUUCAUCCGGGCGAUACACCCCUCCAACGUAUUUUGUGGCGGUCUGCGCCAACCAGUCCAAUUCAAAUUUUCGAGCUGCAAACCGUUACGUACGGCUUAUCUCCGUCGUCGUUUAUUGCCACGCGUGUACUAAAACAGCUUCAGAUGUGUUGA
Messenger RNA from Armigeres subalbatus, 2631 nucleotides. RefSeq lists its product as uncharacterized. Lineage: Eukaryota; Metazoa; Arthropoda; Insecta; Diptera; Culicidae. Gene Ontology annotation, molecular function: zinc ion binding; nucleic acid binding. The record is from RefSeq and is a predicted model, not a curated record. The transcript has a single exon. Bases 1 to 2631 code for a protein of 876 amino acids.